This is a messenger RNA of Guillardia theta CCMP2712, 1255 nucleotides long. RefSeq lists its product as hypothetical. Bases 220 to 1182 code for a protein of 320 amino acids. The record is from RefSeq and is a predicted model, not a curated record. The transcript is spliced from 4 exons. NCBI's taxonomy places the organism in Eukaryota, Cryptophyceae, Pyrenomonadales, Geminigeraceae.
CUCUUCAGGCCGGCAUGGCGAAGCUUGUGUAAGCAGCUGGGGAAGGAGCGGCCGAGAAGAGAGAGAGCGUGCGCGAGCGAGAGAGAGGACAGGAGCCGACGCUGUCACUCGACCUUUGAGAUAGAUAGAGGGAGAGCGAGAGAUCCACACAGAGGAAGACUCUUUACACAUUUCUAUCGUUUCCCGUCGAGUUUCAUCGCUACGUAUCUCCGAAGGAUGAUGCCGCGUCGAGAUUUUCGAGCCCUGACCGUCGCCUCCCUGGUGGCUGUGGGGUGUGUCCUGGGUGUUCUGACCUCAUUGUCGAGCCAUGGGAGGGCAAGGCAUGAAGCGCUCCUUGCAUCCGACUCCAAGAUAAUGACUCAGCUCUUCCCUGAGAUCCCAGACCCGCACCCUGAUCCAGACCCAUGGCCGUACCCAGGACAUCCGGCCAGGUCGCCCAUCUCGAAGCAGCAGGACUCCAAGAGGAUGGCCAGGACUCAGAUCAAGUCUGAGGCAGAAGACAGGCUGGGCAUCACAGCUCAACCGGCGCUAGGUCGGGCCCACGGGUGUCGUCCGGAGCAGAUCGUGGUGUUCCCCGAAGACGACUGCGACCCUCUCACCGAGAAGAUGAAGCCUGGGAUACAGAAGUGGAACGCGCUGGUGGCGGCGCAAACCUCCAAGACACUGGGAGGAGUCCACUGGAACUCGGGAGACACCCACCCUUCCAUGGACGCCUUCCCCCUUCAUGAGCGCCAUGGCGGGUACUCCGGGUUCGGGUUUCAGGACGUGUACUACGACUCAUCCAAGGGUGUACAUCCAACCCUGUACAGAAGUCAGAUCGGGUACUCGAAGCAUCCUCGCGUGAUGGGGACGAAGCAGGUUGGGUCAGUCUCACAGCUGAAGCUGCAGCGAGUCAAGGCGGAUAUCGGGCAUCAGCUCAUCGGACAGGGGAAGGCCGAGCUCAAGGCCGCUCAGCACGUGGACACUAAGGAAGCGAUCCGACUGUACAAGGAUGCCACUGGGAGAUUCCGGGAGGCAGCCAAGCUUGACUCCCUCAGGGGCGCCAUGGACUCGUUGAACAAGAUCGAAGCGGACACCAGGGGGCUCUAUGGCGUCUUCAAGGGAGUGGAUGCGGUGGAGGAAAAGCGCCUUAGGCGGGUGGAGAGAGAAAUGCGGGACGUGAAACAAGUCUUGUCUCAGUGAAGGCAGUUACGUCAUGAGUUAAUUUAUCUCCAUCGUCAUUGUACAAGCUAAAUUAAAAGUAACCUGCUGUCUC